This is a messenger RNA of Spirometra erinaceieuropaei, 6611 nucleotides long. Lineage: Eukaryota; Metazoa; Platyhelminthes; Cestoda; Diphyllobothriidea; Diphyllobothriidae. The record is from the annotation of a GenBank genome assembly.
AUGGUCUACCGACCGCCGAGAAAUGAUCCCACGGCGGACGCCCGUCUGAUUGAGGACCUAAAGAGAUUCUCUUCCCGGUCCGACGUCUUAAUCGUGAGGGACUUCAACGCACAUCAUAUCGACUGGAGUUCAGCUUAUGCAUCUGGUCCAGACCAUGCUUCCGACCGACGUUUGCUGGACAUGACCCUCAAGUUAUUUCUCACCCAGCACGUCUCUUUACGGAGUAGGGUGCGCGAAGAGCAACAGUCAGACUGUCGGGGUCUGGUCCUUACGAAGUCGUUCGACACCACUGAUGAGGUACAAUGUCUACCUCCCCUAGGUCAAGGCGACCACGUCGUGUUGUUGUGGGAGUACUCCAUUUUUUUCUCUGCCCGAACAAGCCACCAGGGCUAGAAGGAACAUUUGGCGCGGUGACUUUGCCCAAAUGAAAGCUGAAAUAAACACCAUAAACUGGGAAUCAGCUUUUUCCGCUGAUAUAAUCAAGGAUUGGGACUGGUUAAAUGAAUUACUGCACGUUCUUCUCAGAGACCACUGUCCUAUUUCAAGGAAGAAACUGAACAGCAGACCCCCCCGUGGCUAACAUAAACUUUAAAAAAGUGAAUAAAAAGUGGAGGUUAUGGAGGAAAUUCUUUUCAAAUAGGAGUUCUCUGUCGAUAAAUGCAUACAAGGCACAAAGGAACCUAAUUAAGAAACUAAUCCUCGGGGCGCGGCGUACUUUCGAGAAAGACCUACUAAAUCUGGCCCCAGAAAAUCUGAAGUUAUUCGAUGGUUAUAUAAGAAGGAGCACGCGAAACAGAGACCCAAUUUCAUUAUCGAAAGCUAGUGAAGACCUAGAGCUCAGUAAAGACUUAGAAAAGGCAGGGCACAUUUCGCAAUUUUUUAAGUCCAUCAUUACGAAGGAAAACGCAGUUAUUCCCCCGACUGCGACAUAGCGGACGGGCCAACGAUUGAAGUCGUCUCUUUCGCCGAAGCUAUUGUUUGCAAAUAACUAUUGAUGCUGAAUUAGUCUAAAUCACCUGAGCCGGAUGACAUCCCGUCAAAAUGGUUGAAGGAGCUCGUUGGAAAACUAUUUAAACCGCUGUCCAUGCUCUUCCAAGCUUCGUUCAAGGCAGGCCAUUUGCUUGCCGAUUGGAGAUAUGCACGGAUCACGCCACUUCAUAAAGGCGGCAGCAAGGUCUUAGGAAACAACUACAGACCAACCAGCUUUAAUUCAGUCUGCUGCAAUAACUAAGCGAGAAAUCAUGCGCUUCCUAGAAGAGCAUAAUCUGCUAUGCGAUGCCCAGCACGGAUUUCAUAGAGGCAGAUCUUGCGUGACGAAUCUACUAUAUUGUUUAUAACGCUGGACCCGGGCAGUUGAUGGCGACAAUGCAGUGCACGCAGUUUACGUCGAAAUUAAGAAAGCAUUCGACAGUGUGCCAUACCAGCGUCUUCUGUACAAAUAAAGUUGAACAGGCGUUAGAGGUAAUCUCAUCAGGUGGAUCCAAAGCUUCUUGAUCGGUCGCUCUCAACUCGUCCACGUCGGUGACAGGCAGUCGGCGGAGGUAGCGGUUGAAAGCGGUGUUCCUCAAGGCUGCAUACUUGGCACUCCCCUAGUUGUUAUAUACGUCAACGACUGCGUCAGUGCACUGAAUUGUGAUAUUUCCAUGUUCGCUGAUGAUGUUAAACUUUGGAGCGUCAUCCGAACUGAAUUUGAUGACGAGCGCUUACAAGCAGACCUGACCCGACUCGAGAAAUGGUCACAGGACUGGGUUUUGCCGUUGUAUAUGACUAAGUGCUUGGUUUUGCAAGUCAGCAAAACCCACUGUCUGAGCCGGAGGGUUUAUCACCUAAACGGCGUACCACUGCAGGAGGUAGACGCCCAGAAAGACUUGGGUGUGUGGGUAACGGCUUCUCUUAAACCGUCGCUCCACUGCUCCAAGGUUGCCAAAUCCGCAGUGUCAGUCCAUUAUCUUGUCAAGUGAGCUUUCUCUGCCUUCGAUGAGGACUGCUUCUUUAAAGUCUUUCUGACUUUCGUACGUCCACAGUUAGAGUUCGCUAUCCAGGCGUGGAAACCCUGGACCUCUAAAGAUCUCAGCAUCCUUGAGAAAGUUAAAAGACGGGCAACAGACCUCGUUAGUGGACAGUGUUCAGUGUCCUGCGAAACAUGGCUAUCCAAUCUCAGCUUUUUUCCACUGAGUUACAGACAACUAAGAGGCGACCUUGUACAAACAUUCCGUAUAAUAUGCGACCAGGACUGCUGUCACUUACCUCCUGGUUUCUUUGAGCUAGCAACCACAUUUAAACUACGCGUGACUGGCGCUAGGCUGGAUGUGCGGAUUUUCUUCUUUUCAAACAGAAUGGUCGAGGCUUGGAAUGUCCUGCCCGCAGAUGUCGUCAUGUCCACCUUCGUCGAGGCUUUUAAGCGCAAGUUGAACCAGUAUACCAAUAAACAUCAUAAUGCCACCUGACCGAUAUCGCUUUAGAAUUUCGCUCGAACAGUUUAUUAAUGUUAUUGUAUUACUGCUCGUAUUUCAGCAGCGUUUGUUUUUUACUAUUAUCUCGAGUCCGUUGAUUGUGUGUUGGCAUUCAGUUCGUCUCGCUUAGAAACGAAGAUCGCACCAAUUAUGCGUGGACCGACUACUGUACAGCACAUUUAGUAAUGUUAAUAUUUUUAACAUUUGGAACAACUAGUUUAUCUGACUAGUUUAGAUAACUUUGCCAAUCUAAAAAACUUCUGUAGCUGUUUGAUAUUUCCAUUUUCAAAUUUUUGAUAUAAUUUGCCUCCUUGUAGCAAACAGGGAAUUCAAAGGUCCAACACCUUUGUUUCCCUCAAAUAAACUGAAACUGAAAGACAGUGUGGGGUUACGAUACAUAAAAAUGGCGUGUAGGAGUAUCCAGUUGUGGGUCUACGUGAUGGGCGUAACAGGUCACUUCAUUUGUUUGCAGCCAUAGGCUGCUCCUAACGUCCAUUAACCGGCAUCCGACACUUUCGUGUGGUCCUUUGAAGUUAGGCCCUGCCUAGAGACCAAAACCCGGUAACCGCCUCGACCGACCGUUUAAACCGGGUGAGAGUAUCCGGCGCAUGGCAACUAUGCUUACCUUCCUCUUCCCUCUUCCUCUCCUCUCCUCUCACUUCACUCCCUACUCCCUCUACUCCAUACAUUUAUCUCUUCCACCACGGUCGAAGUGUCCUACGACGAGGGUCACAUAUAAUCACGUAGGCGGCCUGGGCCUAUCGGGUCGUUUGCUCAUAAAAGCAAUACGUGACCCAUAACAUAGUUUAGCAGCCUCAUGGGCCGACUAAGCAGCCCUAUUCAGGGAAGCCACUGCUUACCCUCUCGCAGCGGAGGGGCCUAUAAAAGGUGCCUAAAACAAAUGCUGGGACCGCGUCGUCUGAGCGCUGACCGUGGCCCGCGGACGAAAACCCCACGGUCGAAACAACCAAACAAGAAACCAAACUUCCUCUCUUCUCCCUCCACGCCGUCCCACCCCACAGGCAACUAGGGUGAGUGCGCUCAAUCUGGCAGCCAGAAAUGUUCGUUCCCUUUACGCCACUCUGAGGAGUAACCGACCGGAAGGAAGGACAAAGCUAGUCAUUCGGGAACUAGCGCGUACCACGGUGGACGUCACCACCCUCAACGAAACUCGGUUCUCCUACCGAGGCCAACUAGGCGAGAUAGGUGCCGGCUACACCUUAUUCUGGAGCGGCCGCUCACAGGCAGAGUGACGCGACGCCGGCGUGGCCUUUGCCAUCCGUAGCGACAUCGUCAGACGCUUGCCCUGUCUGCGGCAGGGCAUCAACGGUCAUCUGAUGAGCCGCCGCCUGCGAAUGCGCCCACACGAUGACCAGCCCUGACGCGGCAAAGAACAAAUUCUACGAGUACCUGAACGCUUUUCUGGCGUCUGAGCGGGAGGGGGAUAAGUUGAUUUUUCUUGGUGACUUCAACGUCCGCGUCAGCUCAGAUCGUGCAGCCUGGGGGAGUGCUGUGUCCCCAUGGCCUCGGCGGCUUCAGUGACAAUGGCCUGCUCCCCCUACGAACCUGCGCAGAGGAUCGCCUCAUUCUGAUCAACACCUUCUGACUUCCGACGCGGAAGAAGGUGACCUGAAUGCACCCUCGGUCGCGACACUGGCACCCGCUGGACUACGUCCUCGUCCAGAAGCGAAACCAGCCAGACGUGCAGGUGACAAAGGCGAUCCCUGGUGUCGGCGGAUGGACCGACCGUCACCUCGUCAUCUCGAAGACAAGGAUCCGCUAACAACCUCGCAGAAGACCUCAAGGUAUGCGAGAAACAGGUGAGAUUAAUGCUGUUUUGUUGAAUGUGCCUGUUCACCAUCUCCAUUUCGACAAUGAACUAGCUCAACGGCUAGCCAACUUUUCAGUCGCCGCCGCUGAAGAGAACGCCUCCGUAGAGAACCGAUGAUGUAAUCUGGGGGACACAAUCCAGUCAACCGCCCUUGGCCGAGCACGUCGCCAGCAUUAGAACUGGUUUGACGACAACGACACCGUCAUCAGCAAACUGCUUGCCGAGAAGAACCGCCUGCACAGGGCCUAUGUCGAUACAAAAACAAAGAAUCGUUCUACCGAUGUCGUCCCCUUGUACAACAGCGACUGCGGGAAAUGGAAGACGCCUGGACGGCUUUCAAGGCCGAGGAGAUCCAAGGGCACGCGAACCGCAACGAAUGGAAGAACUUCUUUGCAGCGGUCCAACAGCAAAAGGAACCGCUCCUCUACUCAUAGAAAAGUCCCAAAUUCUGAAGCAAUGGGCCGGACACUGCAGAAGCGUCCUCAAGUGUCCUUCCAUCAUCUCCGACGCCGCCAUCGACCGAUUGUCUCAAGUGGAGACCAACGCCGAACUCGGCCUCCCGCUCUCUCUCCAUGAAACCGCCAGGAAGUUGAAGCAACUCGCGAGCACGAAGGCGCCCGGAUCAGACGCGAUCUCCAAAGAGAUUUACGAGCACGGCGCCCACCAAAUCAUGAAUCACCUGACAGUGCCUUUCUAGGAGAUGCGAUGUCAAGGAGUAGUCGCUCAGUGCCUCAAGGGCGCUACAAUAGUCCACCUCCACAAGCGGAAAGGGAACCGCCAAAUGUGUGGCAACUUCGGAAACAUCUCCCUGCUCAAAAUCGCUGGAAAAACCCUCGCCAGCCUUCUCAUCAAUAGUAACAGUAGUCAUCUGGAAUAGGGACUCCUACUGGAAAGCCUGUGUGGCUUUUGCCAUCAUUGCAGCACCACCGACAUUAUUUCCGCUGCCCGCCAGCUGCGGGAGAAAUGUCAGGAGAUGCGGACCCAUCCGACUAUACCUUUGUGGAUCUGACGAAAGCCUUUGACACGGUGAAUUGCGAAGGACUGUGGAAAAUAAUGUAGAAGUUAUCCUGCUCCGAGCGAUUCACUCAGAUGAUCCAUCAGCUUCACGAAGGUAUGAUGGCGUGCGUCGCGGACAAUGGAGUCGUCUCAGAGGCAUUUGCAGUUACCAACGGAGUGCUGAGUCGCUGCGCCUACCCUCUUCAGUCUCAUUUUCUCUGCAAUGUUGAUGGACGCCUACUGUGACGAACGUCCCGGGAACUGCGUCGCCUAGAGGAUGGAUGACCAAUUCCUUAGUCGCCAGUGGAUGCAUUUCUGGUCAUGUGUAUCCACAACAACCUCCAAGGAAAUUCAUUUCGUCGACAAAUGCGCUCUCAAUGCAGCCAGAGAAGGGAACAGGCAAAGGGCUAUGGACCUCUUCGCCAUCGUCUGAGACCGCUUUGGCCUAAUUAUCAACUCGACAAAAACAGUGCUUAUGCACCGACCGCCACCCAACGCUGCCUACACCGACGUCAACGACGCCAAAGUGCAAGCCGCUGGGCACCCUCGCUUACCGGGGCAGAAUCCUCUUUUGCAGCACGAAACUCAACGAUGAGGUACCUACUCGGAUCUCCAAAGCCGGUCAGACCUCCUGCCACAUGUAGAACACCGGCUGAGACAAUCAUGGUCUCCAACCCAGCACUCAGAUGAUUCAUCAGCUUCACGAUGGCAUGAUGGCGUGCGUCGCGGACAAUGGAGUCGUCUCAGAGGCAUUUGUAGUUACCAGCGGAGUGGUGCGUCUCUGCGCCUACCCUCUUCAUUCUCAUGUUCUCUGCGAUGCCGAUGGACGCCUUCUGUGACGAACGUCCCGGGAACUGCGUCGCAACUUUCUCAGUCGUCGGCGUGUUCACUUCUGGUCACGUGUAUCCACAACUACCUCAAAAGAAUUCCUCUUCAUCGGCGAAUGCGCUCUCAAUGAAGCCACAGAAGGGAACACGCAAAGCGGUAUGGACUUCUUCGCCACCGCCUGCGGCAGCUUUGGCCUAAUCAUCAACACGGUAAAAACAGUGGUAGUGCACCAACCGCCACCCAACGCUACCUACAGCGACGUCGAGAACACCAGAAUGAAAGCCGCGAGUACCCUCGCCUACCGGGGCAGCAUUCUCUCUUGUAGCACCAAACUCAACGAUGAGGUGCCCAAUGGGAUCUUCAAAGCUAGCCAAGCUUCCUACCGCCUGCAGAACACCGAUUGGGACAGUCACGGUCUCCAGCCCAGAGUUAAACUGAAGAUGUACAAAAAUGUCGUCUUGCUGACACUGCUGUACGGGGCGGAGACCUGGACGGUGUACUAA